AGAGGGGGACAAAGGGGGUGAAACGGUGUGAGGGGCACAAGCGGACUGCAGGUCUCCAAAUCUUACCAAGUGUUCCACUUCCGGGGAUGCGGCUCAGGAUUCUACUGCACCGAAAAGUUUGAGCUUUUUUUGGAGAAGAAAAAUAGGGGAGUUUGCAUGCAAAGAUGCAGAGACCAGGAGGGCAAGGGACUGCGUUUUCCAUCGAUUCCCUCAUAGGGACCCCCCAGCCCAGACCGGGACACCUGCUCUACACCGGCUACCCCAUGUUCAUGCCCUACAGACCCCUGGUCAUUCCACAGGCGUUAACGCACACGCCUCUAUCCUCCGGGAUACCUCCACUGGCGCCUCUGGCUUCCUUCGCGGGCCGUCUGACUAACACCUUCUGCGCCAGUUUGGGACAAGGCGUGCCCUCCAUGGUGGCUCUUACCACCACCAUGCCCAGCUUCUCGGAUCCGCCGGACACUUUUUACCCGCCUCAAGAGCUGCCGGGCCCGCGUCUGAGCGCCGCCGAGCCCGGAGGGAGGAGGCAGGAGAGCCCGCAUUCGGAGGAGCUCCACAGCCGGGAUAAAGGCUCUGAGUUGCUCAACUUCUCGGAAAGUUUUCAGACGAUAUCAGGCGAGACCAAACUGUACAGUUCAGACGACGAGAAACUGGACCUGAAGUCCGCAGAGACCGUGUGCAGCGACCGGGAGGACAGCUCCGUGGACAGCGAGAACGAGAGCUUCUCAGACGGCAACACCUGCGGGGCCCUAUCCCAGAAAGGCAAGUUGAAAGUCGGACCCCACGACGUGCUGCCGGCCGGUGGCUCCUCGGCUGGGAAGAGCCGGAGGAGACGAACCGCUUUCACCAGCGAGCAGCUGUUGGAACUGGAGAAGGAGUUCCACUGCAAAAAGUACCUUUCCCUCACCGAACGCUCGCAGAUUGCCCAUGCGCUCAAACUGAGCGAGGUCCAGGUGAAGAUCUGGUUCCAGAACCGCAGGGCCAAGUGGAAACGGAUCAAGGCCGGCAACGUCAACAACCGCUCCGGGGAGCCUGUCAGGAACCCCAAAAUCGUGGUGCCCAUCCCUGUACACGUCAACAGGUUCGCCGUGAGAAGCCAGCACCAGCAAAUAGAACAAGGAACCAGGCCGUGAAGCGUUCUUAAAAAGGAUAGAAAAUUAAAAACUAAAAUUAAACACUUAAUUAUUAAAGCGACUCCAGCAUGAGGCACAAACUGGAGGAGCAUCCUGCAGUGACUCCACGAACAAGACUGAGCAUUAUUUGGAUAUAUGCUGUCACUUUUAUUUAUUAAUUUGUGAAUAUGUAAAUAAUUAACAGGAAAGAAGUACAAAUGGGCACUAUGAGAAGAGUUUUUUUAGUAUUUAUAUGUCAGGCCAAAACCUUGUGUUGGUUGCAUGUCCUUUUCUCAUUUAGUGGAGACUUUUUUAAUUAUUAUUUUUAUUUUGGUUUGGUGUUUUGUACAAUUGGUUUGCAUGUAAGAAAGUUUUGUUUGAAAGAACGUCGAUGAGCAAACAAGGGACAAGUGUAA
Messenger RNA from Doryrhamphus excisus (bluestripe pipefish), 1528 nucleotides. RefSeq names its product gastrulation brain homeobox 1 (gene gbx1). Gene Ontology annotation, biological process: regulation of transcription by RNA polymerase II; regulation of nervous system development. Gene Ontology annotation, cellular component: nucleus. The record is from RefSeq and is a predicted model, not a curated record. Gene Ontology annotation, molecular function: DNA-binding transcription factor activity, RNA polymerase II-specific; RNA polymerase II transcription regulatory region sequence-specific DNA binding. NCBI's taxonomy places the organism in Eukaryota, Metazoa, Chordata, Actinopteri, Syngnathiformes, Syngnathidae.